AUGGUUGAAAAUAAUCCAUCAAGCGAUUUAACAGAUCAAGUGGUUAAUGUUGUGGGUAAAAGUCUCGAUAUGGUACAAUCGGUUGUUGUCAGCAUGGUUGAAGAUGUUGAACAAUCUGGUAUCGAAGAGUUUACAUUUUUUAAUUAUUGUUCGAGUUUCGUUGUUCACAUUUUACUCAUUGUCGUUGUAAUCGGUCUCAAAUAUCAAUAUGAUCGAAAUCGUUAUCGUCUACCAUCUGGACCACAUAAAUUAAAACAUCUUUAUUCGUCAUGGUUAUUUCAUCGAAAUAAACGAGAAAAUUUAUUAAAAUUAUCUAAACAGUAUCCACAAAUGUGUACAAUUCGAACGCAUUUAGGAAAAGUUAUUUUAUUAAAUGAUCCAUUGUUAAUUAAUGAAAUAUUUGUGGGUAGAGCAGAUUUAUGUAGUCAAAAAAUUGAUCAUUUUCUAGAAAAUCAAUUACGAUACAAACAUGGAAAACAUCAGCGAACAGGCAUUAUCUUUCGUCAUCAUGAUUACAAUUCUCAAUUGAUUCAUCGUACAUUAGUUGAUCAUUUAACCGAAAUUAAAUUUGAUUAUUUUAUUCAAUGUGAAUUUAGCCAAUUAAAACUCUAUUUAGAACAAAAUGCGACAAAGUUCAACGUACAAGAAACAAUGUUUCGGCUAUCGGUACAUAUUUUAACGACAAUUUGUUUAUCAAGAACAUUUAUCUAUGAUUUAGGUGAUAAAACAUUUGAAACGUUCACAAAAGAUUUAUUUGAUUUAAGUGCUGCCAUUCAUGAAGAUUCUAUACAGAAAACAUGGGGACGAAUGUUCUUAUCAGAAAUAUUUGGUUAUCCAUCCGAAUUAUUGAAAUUAAAUAAACUUAUUUCAUCACAAGUACAAUUAUGGGUGGAUCAACGACUUGAUCAACGUAAAAUAUCGACAUUCAGCGGUCACUCAUAUCCACAUGAUGUGUUAAGUUCACUAUUUGAAAUAGUUGAAAAAUCAUCACCUCAUAUUGAUAAUGAAGAUUUGGCAGCAAUUCUAGUGGAUAUAAUUAUGCACGGAAGUGAAAUGAUGAAAUGUGCUUUGACAUGGUUGUUACUAUAUACUGUGAAAUAUCCACAAGAAACCGAGUUAGCCAGACAAGAAGUAAAAACUCUUCAUUAUAACAGUUUUACUUUGAAAACUGUUGAUGAACUCCUGUAUUGUCGAGCCUAUGUCAAAGAAGUAUUACGUUUAUCACCCGUUGUACCUGUUCUCCUACAUUCAACACUGGAAGAUUUUACUUGGCGUGGUUUUCACAUAGAAAAACGAACAUUAUUUGGAGCGAAUCUCUAUGGAUUACAUCAUUGUGAACAACAUUGGGGAGUAGAUGUGGAAAAAUUUAAUGUUGAUAGAUGGAGGAUAAAGGAGGGUGAUGUUGAAAUAUUGUAUAGAGAUUACUAUCAACCAUCGCUAUUUGGAUUGGGUCCUCGACAGUGUGUAGUAGGUGAAAACUAUUUAUUAAAUAUAUUAACCGGUUUAUUUGCUACAAUGUUAAAUCAUUUUCGUUUUGAACAAUAUGAUUCUCUUCCCGAACCAAAUGAAGGUACAUUUGGUAUCACCAACAUUCCACCAAUGUUUUCACUUAAAUUAAAAUUAACAUAA
Molecule: messenger RNA, 1629 nt
Organism: Didymodactylos carnosus
Lineage: Eukaryota; Metazoa; Rotifera; Eurotatoria; Philodinida; Philodinidae
Source: the annotation of a GenBank genome assembly